UAACCAAUCGAUUCACCAACCGUCUAGUCUACUAUCAUGUCCGGAUACACGCUCAUCUACGAGCCAAACACGGCGGCCAAGAAAACGGUGAACGAGUUCAAAACUCUUUUGGAAAAGGGUAAGGAUGAAUCCAAGAUCGACGCCAUGAAGCGCAUUUUGAUCACCAUUAUCAAUGGGGAUCCAUUACCAGACUUGCUCAUGCACAUCAUUAGAUUUGUGAUGCCCUCCAAGAACAAGGAAUUGAAGAAGUUGUUGUACUUCUACUGGGAAGUGUGUCCAAAGUUGGAUGAACAUGGCAAAAUGAGACAAGAGAUGAUUCUUGUUUGUAACGCCAUUCAACGUGAUUUACAACAUCCUAACGAAUUUGUCAGAGGUAACACCUUGAGAUUCUUGAAUAAGUUGAAAGAACCUGAUUUAUUGGAAACUUUGGUCCCCAACGUUCGUCAAUGUCUUGAACAUCGUCACGCUUAUGUGAGAAAGAAUGCCGUAUUUGCUCUUUACUCAAUCUACAAGGUUUCUGAUCAUCUUGCCCCAGAUGCUGAUGAAUUGAUCUACAAGUUCCUUUAUGACGAAACAGACUCCGUUUGUAAGAGAAACGCCUUUGUUUGUUUGGGUGAAUUGAACCGUGACGCUGCCUUGAGAUACUUACAAGACCAUAUCAGUAACAUUGAACUGUUGGACUCUGUAGUACAAUUGGCCUUCAUUGAGUUCAUCAGAAAGGAUGCUGUCACCGCACCAGCCUUGAGAGUGCAAUACACCCAAUUGAUCACUGAAAUCAUUGAAACCUCUACCUCCAACGUUGUCUUGUAUGAGGCUGCCACCACCUUAACCACCUUAACCACCAACUCACAAUCCGUCUUGUUGGCCGGUAACAAGUUUGUUGACUUGGCCACCAAGGAGGCAGACAACAAUGUCAAGAUCAUCACCUUGGAAAGAAUUAGCGACUUGCACAAGUCUCACCCUGGUGUCUUGCAAGAUCUUUCUCUUGAAAUCUUGAGAGUGUUAUCUUGUCAAGACUUGGACGUUCGUAAGAAGGCCCUUGACGUCACCUUACAGUUCAUUUCCUCACGUAACGUUGAAGAUGUUGUGAAAUUGUUGAAGAAGGAAUUACAAAGAACCGCUUCAUCCAACGAUGAUAAGAACUCCGAAUACAGACAAUUGCUCAUCAAUGCUAUCCAUCAAUUGGCCAUCAAGUUUGUCGAAGUUGCUGCCAAUGUUGUUGAUUUGCUCUUGGAGUCCAUGAGCGACUUGAACACCGCUGCUGCAUACGAAGUGAUCACUUUUGUGAAGGAGGUUGUUGAAAAAUUCCCAGAUUUAAGACAAUCCAUUGUAAGUAGAUUAAUCCACACCUUGGACUCUGUCAAGAGUGGGAAAGUGUUCAGAGGAUCCCUUUGGAUCAUUGGUGAAUACAGUAUGGAAGAAAAACUUGUCCAAGAAGCUUGGAAAUACAUUAGAUCCAGUAUUGGAGAAGUACCUAUUCUUGCCAGUGAAAAGAAGGCAUCUUCCAAGAAGGAUGAUGGUGAAGAAGAACAACAACACGAAGAUAAUGAUGAACAUCCAAAGAAGAAGCAUGGUCCAGUCAUCUUACCAGACGGUACAUAUGCCACUGAAAACGCAUUGACUUCCGAUGUCAACCAACAAGACGCAGAUGCUGACAAGCCUCCUAUCCGUAGACUCAUCUUAGCCGGUGACUUCUACUUGGGUGCCGUUUUGGCAUCGACUUUGGUGAAGUUGGUGUUGAGAUUGCAACGUAUUUCUACACAACCACAGAUUUUGAAUGCAUUGAGAGCAGAAGCUCUUUUGAUCAUGGUAUCUAUAUUGAGAGUUGGUGAAUCUUCCUAUGUUACCAAGAAGAUUGAUGAAGACUCUGCCGACAGAAUCUUCUCAUGUAUAAACUUUUUGAGUGAUGAAAAGGAUGCUAAAUUAAUUGAAUCUGGAUUCUUGGAUGAUACCAAGGAUGCCUUCAAGCAACAAGUCAUUGCCGAGGAAACCAAGAAGGAAGAAGCAAAGGCCCAGGCCUUCCACAAGAACGCCGAGCAAAUCGACGACUCUAUUGUGUUUGAUCAAUUCUCUAACGAUGCUGCAUCCACUGCCGCCGCUGCCAAAUCAGAUGAAGUUGAAUUGGCUCUGGGUGGAAGUGACGUGAAGAAGGAGGACUUGUCUUCAAGAUUGAACAAGAUCUUGCAAUUGACCGGGUUUUCAGACCCUAUCUACGCCGAAGCCUUUGUCAAGGUACAUCAAUACGACGUUGUCUUGGAUGUGUUGUUGGUGAAUCAAACCACCACCACUUUGCGGAACUUGUCGGUCGAGUUUGCCACCUUGGGUGACUUGAAGGUUGUCGAUAAGCCAGCCACUGCCAACAUCGGACCUCAUGGUUUCCACAAGAUCCAAACCACAAUCAAGGUUACCUCUGCUGAUACAGGUGUCAUUUUUGGUAACAUCGUGUACGAUGGACAACACUCUGACGAGUCAACCAUAGUCAUUUUGAACGACGUGAACGUCGACAUUAUGGAUUACAUCAAGCCUGCCACAUGUACAGAGAGCGUAUUCCGUAAGAUGUGGAACGAGUUUGAAUGGGAAAACAAGAUCACCAUCAAGUCACAAAUGAAUUCUCUUAAGGAUUACUUGGCCGAGCUCAUGCGUGGAACUAACAUGAACUGUUUGACUCCUGGCGCGGUUAUUGGUGAAGAAUGUCAGUUCUUAUCGGCCAACUUGUACUCUAGAUCCACCUUUGGAGAAGAUGCAUUGGCCAACUUGUGUAUCGAGAAGCAAAGUGAUGGUCCUAUUAUCGGGCACGUGAGAAUCCGGUCCAAGGGCCAAGGGUUGGCAUUGUCAUUGGGUGACAAGGUUGCGCAAAUUUCGCGUAACACCCAAGCUAAGGCUAUUUCUAACUAGAACUGUUUAAAAUGAAUACAAUAUAUAAAUAAGAAUGUGUAUUAUUUGUAGAGAUUUCUCCUCACAGAGGAGUUUUAAGAGAUAUGGGGGCCACUAUCCCAGGGGGCUCAGCUUCUCUGAGGAGGAGUUCUGACCUGACCUGUUCGGUGAAUCUCCUCGAAAAGGAGCUAGGCACCAUGCAGUGGCUCCCCCCGAGUAGGGGCCAUCGGAGAGUCCUGUUUUCAUGGAGUAGGGUCCGGGCCACCGUACGGAGUCUAUGUGGCUAUAAUGAAUGCUGUAGCGGGGACUGGACUAGGACCGCGUAGAUGCAAGGUUAUUUUGUUUUUGUUUUUGUAUAAGAAGAAGAUACGAGU
This is a messenger RNA of [Candida] anglica, 3248 nucleotides long. NCBI's taxonomy places the organism in Eukaryota, Fungi, Ascomycota, Pichiomycetes, Serinales, Debaryomycetaceae. The record is from the annotation of a GenBank genome assembly.